Galleria mellonella (greater wax moth) is the source of this 1192-nucleotide messenger RNA. RefSeq lists its product as uncharacterized. The transcript is spliced from 4 exons. Bases 132 to 584 code for a protein of 150 amino acids. The record is from RefSeq and is a predicted model, not a curated record. NCBI's taxonomy places the organism in Eukaryota, Metazoa, Arthropoda, Insecta, Lepidoptera, Pyralidae.
UUCAACUUAAUAUUCGAUACUUGAUCUUCGCCACCGCGAGACAGUUAACAAGUUGCGUGCAAACAAACACGCCGGCAGUGUAACAAAUAGCAAAAUAGUUUGUGUUCAAAUAAACAAAGAUAAUAAUAAUAAUGGAUAUGAAAAUUGUAUUAUUAAUUAUUGCCGCGUCUAUUGCUAGCGCGUACGGGGAAGCACCAACAAACUACGAUUUAAGCAGAAACAAAGUUAACGUCGGUGAGUUUGACGGAGGCUACGGUCACUACCAGCCGGGACACUAUCCGUACCCCAGCGGGCCGGGGUACAAUAACCCAGGUUACUACCCCAACCAGGGGUUGCAGGGACCCCCCGGGGCGCAUCCGGGGUGCCCCCUGUGCGACUCGUCAGUCUACAGCUACUGCUCGAAGAAACAAGCGCAUGAUGCGUGCUGUUGUGGAAACAGUUUCAACUCGCCGUACUGUUAUAAAACAAACUGCAAAUUCCUGUACGCGAAUACUUGCGAAGAACACUUCCUGAUCUCAAACUGCUGCUGUGUGGACUUAUACAAAGACGCCGGACAGAUCCAGCCAGUGGCCGUUGCUGUAUAAUAUCUACAUUAUAAUUAUAAUUAAUAAUUCAUUAACUUUAUAGUAAAUAAUAUUUAACCGCUGUUUGUAUAACGCACAUGACGCCGCGGUAGUAGUAAGGCUAUCGCCACAUUAUGCCUCGAACGCUGAAGAUCGACGACCGAACGGUCUACAUUGCAAUUCCAAAAUCUUACAUCUCGACUCACAGUAUUGGAUUAUCGAUGAAAUAAUAAGCAAAUGGCUAACCAGUAAUACGUUGGUAUUUCCAAAUAUAAUUAAUAUGAUUGCUUGUGAAGACGACACGAUAAAAUCAGUAAAAAUAUGGAAAUGGCAUUAGUGCGACGUUUCGGGCAACGUAGUUACCGAUCUUCCGUAUAGUCUGACUGUGAGAAGAAAAUUGUAUGCAAUUUGAUGUAUUACUGUCAUAAGAAUAAAUGAUAAAUAAAAAUAAUUGGCGAUCCGUCGCGGAUGAUCGGCAACUGAAAAUCGGCUUAAUGUGGCACUUAGCUUUACAAUGGAAAUUUUGUCCUUACGAACAGUACCUCGUCUGCUCGGAAUUAUAAUAGGUACAAUUGAAUUAAAUACCUAGUUUUAGAUAUUACUUAAUAAUAAAAUAAUUAGACCAAACC